Molecule: messenger RNA, 1386 nt
Organism: Colletotrichum chrysophilum
Lineage: Eukaryota; Fungi; Ascomycota; Sordariomycetes; Glomerellales; Glomerellaceae
Exons: 1
Coding region: 1-1386 (461 amino acids)
Source: RefSeq, a predicted model, not a curated record
AUGGGGCUCGGUCUCAUCCAGAAGUACAUUGAUGGCCACAAUGUUGGACUUGUACACAGUAGCUCCCGUUACGAGCUCACGCCCCGGCUGGUUAACUACACGCACCCCAACGACCGAGAAUUGGACAGUUCAAUCUAUCAGCCCAUGGUGCAGUCUAAAUGCAGGGUUUACGAAAAACAAUACUUCACCGAGCCGGGUCAAAGCAUGACAUAUCCAACGGAGGCCAUGAAUUGUUUUGGCGACAGAGACUGCGAGAAAGUUAGGGACACUCCACCGACUUUCAAUGAGAAGUUUCUGUUCACCGAAACCGAGGAGGAUGAGACGAUCUCCACUGAGUACACUAUAGAGGGUGGCAAAGUAAGCUCCGUGGUUCUCAUCGCCGGACAAGUUCCAAACACAGAUGAUCACACGAAGGACAUAGCCUACACCUGCAGCCUUCUAGCCACUUGGAUCCCCUCGAACUUUUCCUUGGACCCUGCAGUCAGCGAUGUUCUGUACUCUAGCCUGAGUAAUGCAAAGACACUGCGGUCAGUCUAUAACCAGACAUCGGUUGAAGAGGCCCGCGUCAUCAGGUUCAACCGCACCUGGCUUCCGUACCUAAAUCCUUCGUACGAGAUGACGACUGAAGGUGGCAUCAGCUUUAAUACCUCAGCCGUGCUCAGAAUUAUCGACCUCAUCGGCGGCUUAGGUUCCAGGGCCAGCAGUUCCAGGAAGUGGCCCAUCUAUGAUAGAAAGGCAGAAGACGCGGAGCUCUUCCUCUCUAAGGUAUUCGGUGUCUACCUUACUGAGGCUUUAGCACGCACGGGAAUGGCUAGGUCCAUGAUGAUGAUACAAGAGGGCGACGACGAAAAGAUGCAAGGCAUCGAUUUGAACACACAGUACACUAACUCCGAUGGAAUGUUCAACGUCGAGCUGCUCCAUUCAAAUCAAACUCAAUGGAACUUUGGCAGGGGUGUUGAUGUGAGGAACUACACUCUUCUGAAUUUCGACUUCGACGUCAGGAGAUACGGAUACGGAACGGGCCAUCAGCGGAAGACCGUUACCUUCGCACGGGUGAUGAUGUACAUCUACCUAGCAACGGUUGUGCUCUACGCCCUCACAGUCGGCUUUGCACAUGCUGUCGAGCUGACCGGUAGGGGAAGGAGGCUACGGGUCCUCAGUGUAGUGCCGUGGGCGGACCUACAAGACCUAAUCGUUCUUGCACUCAAGACGCCUCCUCCCAGAGAUGCCGACCUUGCAGACGCUGGCGCGGGGGUCAGCUCCCCUAGUGUGUGGAAGAAGACUGUGAAGGCUCGAGCGGAUGAGCAGCAUAAUGUGCAGCUCGUGCUAAACGACGAGCCGGGGAUGGAAAGGUUGGAUGUCACUGGGAAAGAGAAAUACUUUUGA